AUGCUCGCUGAAGAGACGUUGAUCCCCCUGGAACCAAAUGCAUUUCGAGCGCUAACUGCGUCAAAAAAAUUCAAUGAAACAUCAAAUAAAUUACUAGAUUUGGCGUAUUCAGAAGAUGGAAACGGAUUACUUGUAUCUGCAGAAGAUGUUAUUCUUGUGUACGAUCUUCAUGAUGGUUCUAAAUCGAAACCAGUUGAAUGCAAAAAGUACGGAGUUGAUCGAUUAGAAUAUUUGACCAGUGAGACUUGCGUCCAUAAUGAUACAAAAACUGGCAAUGUAGUCAGAUUAUUGAAUAUUACAAAGAAAUCGUAUAUAAAAUACUUUCACGGACAUACUGAAAAGAUUAUUGCGAUUCGAAGUAAUCCAAAGUGUCGUGAAAGGUUUAUUUCGAGUUCUUUCGAUGGGAGUAUUCGAAUGUUUGAUUCCAGAACAUUUGAUUACUAUGGAUUCAUACACACUGCACAUCCCGCUCUCAUUGCAUUCGAUCCAGAAGGGUUACUGUUUGCUACUGCUACAAAAUCUGAAACUAUCCGAUUGUUCGAUGUUCGGUCUUUCGAUUUGGGACCUUUCCAAGUAUUUCGUCUACAGAAAAACGAUAAUGACGAAUGGUCGAAUAUUGAGUUCUCAUCGUGUGGAAAAUUCAUACUAGUCUCGACGAAGGGAGAAGUUAUCAAAUGGGUUGACGCAUUUACUGGAGUAGUCGUACACGAAUUCAAAGGACAUAAAAAUCCAAACAAAAUAGAUCUCCGAGCGACAGUGUCUUCUGGUUCUGGAUAUGUGAUGGUUGGAAGUGCAGAUCGAAAUAUUUAUGUCUACUCAACAGAGAAUGGAUCACUAGUUUGCAAACUACCAACACCAUAUGUUGAACCUUCACAUGUCGUUUCUUUCAACCCGAAGCAGUUCCUACUGACUUCAUUGGGAAGAGAUGUGAUUCUGUGGGCACCAAGUGAAGAAUAUAAUAACGAACAUUGA
Molecule: messenger RNA, 972 nt
Organism: Caenorhabditis remanei
Lineage: Eukaryota; Metazoa; Nematoda; Chromadorea; Rhabditida; Rhabditidae
Exons: 5
Coding region: 1-972 (323 amino acids)
Cellular component (GO): Set1C/COMPASS complex
Molecular function (GO): chromatin binding; protein binding
Source: RefSeq, a predicted model, not a curated record